Aspergillus glaucus CBS 516.65 is the source of this 2175-nucleotide messenger RNA. Its product is annotated as i-AAA protease YME1. NCBI's taxonomy places the organism in Eukaryota, Fungi, Ascomycota, Eurotiomycetes, Eurotiales, Aspergillaceae. The transcript has 2 exons. The record is from RefSeq and is a predicted model, not a curated record. Gene Ontology annotation, cellular component: mitochondrial inner membrane. Gene Ontology annotation, molecular function: ATP-dependent peptidase activity; ATP hydrolysis activity; ATP binding. Gene Ontology annotation, biological process: protein quality control for misfolded or incompletely synthesized proteins; mitochondrion organization. Bases 1 to 2175 code for a protein of 724 amino acids.
AUGUCAACCUUCCUCACUGCUUCACCAUGGAGGAAGCUCGAGCGCAUCUCUCCUCUUCCGACUAAACCGUUCCAGAACGGCUCUCUCGUCUCCCGUCCUUACUCGUCGUUAACUCCGCUCAGUUUGAAUCGUUUCCGUCAGCUACCCAAGGUCAAUUCCAUUUCGAGGAUACAACAAAGGUUUCUAUUUGGAGGACCGUCCCACAAUCUAUUGGCGCAAAAGGAAAAGACCGCGAACAACAAUCCGAACAGUGCAAAUGCGCAGGCUACUUUCUACCAGGCUUUGCUUCAGGCUAACAUGCCGGCUAUCAUCGUCGAACGCUAUCGCAGUGGUAACUUUGCCACCAACCCCGUGACCGACUCGAUUUUCCUCAAGGCUACGCAGAGCAUGGGCGGAGACGUUGCGGCAGGGUCAUUCGCAGGCCAGAAUCAGAAUGUCAACCCGGAACAGCUUCAGGCAAUCGGACAAGCAGUCGCGGCACGGAACAGUCACGGUGGACAAAUUGGACUCGCGGCCAAACAAGGCGGCACCGGAGCGAAAGAAUCUCCGUUGUACGUUGUGGUCGAGGAGUCGCUGGGAAGUGCUGUUUUCCGCUGGAUCAAGUUUUUGUUCUGGUUCGGUUUUCUCACGUACAUGUCUCUCAUCUUGGUCGCCAUUCUGGUUGAAACUACUGGGGUUCUGAAGAACAUCAAGGGUCCGCAGAACAACGAAGCACAGCCUCAGGAGCAGAAUGUCCGGUUUAGUGAUGUGCAUGGAUGUGACGAAGCCAAGGAUGAUCUUCAGGAACUGGUUGAAUUUUUGCAGAACCCGGAACGAUUCUCUUCGCUUGGUGGUAAGCUGCCUAAGGGUGUUCUUCUCGUUGGACCUCCUGGAACCGGAAAGACUUUGCUUGCUCGUGCUGUCGCUGGUGAAGCUGGCGUCCCAUUUUUCUACAUGUCUGGAUCUGAAUUUGACGAAGUGUACGUGGGUGUUGGUGCUAAGCGUGUGCGAGAACUCUUCUCUCAGGCGCGGACCAAGUCACCUGCUAUCAUCUUCAUUGACGAACUGGAUGCCAUUGGUGCCAAGAGAAACGAACGGGAUGCGGCAUACGUGAAACAGACUCUGAACCAACUGCUUACCGAGCUCGACGGGUUUUCGCAAACUGAAGGCGUGAUCAUCAUUGGUGCGACCAACUAUCCUCAGCUACUGGACAAGGCCUUGACUCGACCUGGUCGGUUCGACCGCAAGGUCGUCGUGGAUCUUCCGGAUGUGCGCGGGCGGAUUGAUAUUCUGAGACACCACAUGAAGGACGUACAAAUUGGCACGGAUGUCGACCUGGCAGUUCUCGCUCGCGGUACUCCCGGUUUCUCUGGUGCGGAACUGGAGAACUUGGUCAACCAGGCUGCUAUCAAGGCCAGCCGGGAUCACAAGAACAAGGUUGGGCCAAGGGACUUUGACUGGGCCAAGGACAAGAUCAUGAUGGGUGCGGAAGCUCGCAGCCGGGUUGUUCAGGACAAGGACAAGCUCUCGACGGCAUACCACGAGGCCGGCCAUGCGCUUGUUGCGUACUUCACACAUUCGUCUAUGCCACUGUACAAGAUUACCAUUGUUCCCCGUGGCAUGGCUCUGGGUAUUACGCACUUCUUGCCGGAGAUGGACACGGUUUCUCGAAACUACACGGAAUACCUGACCGAUAUCGAUGUGUCGAUGGGUGGUAGAGCGGCAGAAGAGCUGAUCUAUGGAGCCGACAAGGUGACCAGCGGAAUCUCAUCAGACAUCCAAAAUGCCACCAACACGGCCUUCAACCUCGUAACCCGCUUCGGCUACUCUAAGAAACUCGGCAACGUUGACCUCUCUAGCAACUACGACCGCCUCUCCUCGGAAACAAAGCAAGAAAUCGAAGGCGAAGUCCGCCGCCUCGUUGAAGAAGGCCGCGCCCGCGCCACAACCAUCCUCACCCAAAAGCGCCACGAACUCGAAGUCCUCACCAAAGCCCUCAUAGAAUACGAAACCCUCACCAAGGAGGAAAUGGAACGUGUCCUGAAGGGCGAGAAGCUAGAUAAACUCGAGUCCACGCCGUCGGCUCCACUUAUGUUGCCGGAGAGUUUACAGGCGGCCCCUGGGUUGUCAAAUACUCAUCAUCCUCCUGGGCCUGGGUCGACAACGGGUACGGGCGAGGCUGCUGAUGGGGCAUAG